This is a messenger RNA of Letharia columbiana, 1143 nucleotides long. RefSeq lists its product as uncharacterized. The transcript has 2 exons. The coding region runs from base 1 to 1143 and encodes 380 amino acids. NCBI's taxonomy places the organism in Eukaryota, Fungi, Ascomycota, Lecanoromycetes, Lecanorales, Parmeliaceae. The record is from RefSeq and is a predicted model, not a curated record.
AUGCAUAGCUCUCCUGUCCCUAUUGGAAAGAGACCAGAGUUCAAACAAUCCAGCUCUGCGGGUUGGAGCUGGCCACGCCUCGUCCCUAUUCAUGAGCAACAGUCUCGAUCUUCACAAGCGAGUCAACCAUCUGCAUCUCCUUCACUGCGUGACCAUAGCGAGCAAGAGGAGCCCCCAACCCCAAUGAUAUCUACAAUGAUAUCAAAGUUGCAUACCGGAGAAGACGAUCCACCAUCCCCUGUUCUUAGCGCUGCCGGCAGCUCCCCUACUGCUGGAGGAUCUGUCGCUGGAACAAUUAAACACGAACCAGACGAACAUCCUCGUGAUAGCUUAUCACCAAUGGCAGAUUCAGAUAACGAUGAGAGGAGAGCUGCGGGUUCGGAUUCUAUUUCUGUCGAGGACGUAGCCGAGGAGAAAGAGCCAGGUUCACAGCGUGGAUCUGUCGAGGACGUAGCCGAGAUGAGUGCUUCGGCUUCAGAACGCGGAUCUGUCGAGGAUACGACCCAACAGGGUGAUACUGAGCUACCGGUGGGUUAUAAGAAUACACUCACUGAUGUCCCACUCGGGGAGGAAAGGCCUGCGACACCCGUUACAACACCGAUAUCGUCUGUUAUGGACAGAAUCUCCGGUCCGUCCAGCUCGGUCCCCUAUUAUGCGACACCAAAAAUCAUGGUCCAUAGGCCUAGCUCAUCCGAAGCGGAGAACCCAGCUUCGCGUACGAUUGAUGAGGUCCUUUCGACUGAACGCCAGAGCCUGCCUCAGGAAGGAAAUUCUCAGCCCCCUCACUCUACUCAAGACGGCAACCUGACGGAUACACCUCCGAUGCAAUCCAUGUCUCUAAGGCCCAUCGCAUGGCAGGCUUCCGAAGACCAAAGGGUCAAAAAACGGAAGCUGUACCUUCGAAAAUUUAGGAACGCUGUUGCGAGGAAGACGAUCCUUAAAGCUACCUUAGGACGACAGUUGGCUAUUCCCACGAAGCAAAUGCUGAGACUAUUGGCUAACGGGGAGAACAUGACGGUUCCUGACCUCUCAAAACCCGGCGUAGAAGCUGCCACAAUGUUGGUUCCGCAGGAAGCUGUAGGGUCCGUCACGGGAGCUGUAUUGCUUCCCCAAGGUGUUGCGGGUGCUGUGUCUGACAAUUGA